Messenger RNA from Arvicanthis niloticus (Nile rat), 2431 nucleotides. The record is from RefSeq and is a predicted model, not a curated record. Lineage: Eukaryota; Metazoa; Chordata; Mammalia; Rodentia; Muridae.
UGCGGCCCGGCUCCCGGAGCGGUCGCAUCCCCGGUCGGUGGGCUCCUCUCAUAUUGGCACCACCAUGGCGCUCAACAAUUUCCUCUUCGCGCAGUGCGUCUGUUACUUUCUGGCUUUCUUGUUCAGCUUCGUGGUGGUGGUGCCAUUGUCCGAGAACGGCCACGACUUUCGUGGCCGCUGCCUACUCUUUACCGAGGGUAUGUGGCUGAGUGCCAACCUGACGAUGCAGGGGCGGGAGCGCUUCACGGUGCAGGAGUGGGGCCCACCGGCUGCCUGCCGCUUCAGCCUGCUCGCCAGCCUCCUGUCACUGCUGCUGGCCGCUGCGCACGCAUGGCGCACGCUCUUCUUCCUCUGCAAGGGACACGAGGGCUCCUUCUUCUACGCCUUCCUGAACCUCCUGGUCAGUGCCUUUGUGGUCUUCCUGGUCUUCAUUGCCAGCACCAUCGUGAGUGUGGGCUUCACCAUGUGGUGUGACACCAUCACUGAGAAGGGCUCCACACCCCACAGCUGUGAGGAGUUCCAGGAAACGGACUUGGAGCUGAACGUGGACAACUCUGCCUUCUACCAUCAGUUUGCUAUCGCCCAGUUUGGACUCUGGGCCUCCUGGCUGGCCUGGCUGGCGAUCACCACUCUGGCAUUCCUGAAGGUUUAUCACAACUACCGCCAGGAGGACCUGUUGGACAGCCUGGUUCAUGAGAAGGAGCUUCUGCUGGCCAGGCCAGCCUCCCGCACCUCCUUCCAGGGGGAGAAGAGUGCUGUCAUCUAGGCCAUGCAAAGGUGGCCCCCUUUCCUGAGGCCUGCAUGAGGGGGGGCCUGGGGACCCACCAGGCUGGCCAACACAGCUCUGAAUAUGUCUCUUGGCCCUACCCACUGUGAGCAGAGCACCCAAGUUCCCGUGGAGAUCCUGACAGUGAUGGGGAAGAGACCCAGAGACUUGGGGAAGGGGUAGCUUCUGGCUUCCAGUCCUGGCCUUGGUUGGUGUGAUGCAUUCUCCUCUCAUGUGGUCAUUUGCCCAUAUAAGUGCAUGUAUGUGUGCAUGUGUGUGGAUGGGAGUGUGACUGCAGAACCGAGGUGACAAUGCCAGGUUAGCAGCCUUUGCACCACAGGCUCCAGCACACUCAAGUCCCUGCCCCUCCCAUAAGGGGCCAUCCUCCCAUCCCACAGCAUUCGGCCAAGGUCCCCAGGAGAAGGCAGAAGGGGGAGGAUCCUGGUCAGAAUGUGGAACUCUGGGCUGGGCUCUGUCCCCUGCUCUGAGAGGACAUCUGGGGCUGCUUGGCUGUAGUGAGAGAGUCCCACCCUCCUCCUCUUCAGACUUUCUACGUGGCAUGGUUCUCUUUAUUGCAAGGGCGUGGCCCGAGUGGCAGAAGAGGCCCAGCCUCUGAAUCUCUGUGAGUGCAUUCACUGUUCCUGGUUCUAGUCUGAAGUUUUGCUCCAAUGCUGUCCCCUAUUUUCAAGCAAGGUGAUCCUGACCUGUGUCCAAGUCCAGUGUCCACCAGUGGCUGGUGUGUUUCCAGGUGGAAGGCAUUAGCUUCCAGGCUCACUGUGAGGAACGUGUGUGUGUGCACGUGCGCGUGUGCGUGUACGCGUGUGUGCGUGUGCGUGUGUGUGUGUGUGUGAGAGAGAGAGAGAGAGAGAGAGAGAGAGAGAGAGAGAGAGAGAGAGAGUUGGGCUCUAAAAUUUGAAGCCAGCAAGGAUGGUGAGGGUGCUUUCGCAAGGGGGUACCUAUCUGGGGAGGUCAGGGUCAGGCUGACUGACACUCCAGCCUUCUCUGAGGGCUUUGCUGUGCCUGGCUGAGCUCCCUGCAGAGGAUCUGGGUGCUGGAGGAGCAUUUCGAGGUCUCCAAACUGUGGUCUCUUCUCCAGACCCUCACACAAGCCCUGAUAUAUGGGACAUGGGGGACACUGUCUAGCCUUGAGACUCCUCCUCUGUCAUUCCAGGAUUGGCUCUCUCAUCUGCCCCACGUCCUUACUGAGGCUGUAGCCAUCUAGGACCCGAAGGAACAAGAGGCUGGAUGGGGCCUCUGGGACUAGGAUCUGCCUCAGGUGUGGGCCUGCCCUUGGCAGCUGUCUGUUGUGGAUUCUGGAGAGUUUGUUUGGGAUCUGGUCCAGUCUAGAAACCUUCAUUCACCUAUACAUGCCUAGACCUGUGGCCCAGAUGUUGACGUACCAGGGACUCCUGGGGAAGGGCUCCUGGCCUAGGACUGUUGGCAGGACCUGUUGGCUAUAGCCAUGGUCAGGGGUGUCUGUCCAAGAGGGGUCUUAUGGGAGGGAUGGCAAGAGGCAGACAGGCUGCAGAGCAGUCCCCAGGUUGCCUGCAAGAUGCCUCUGCUCCUUUCCAGCCUGCUCCAGGGAAGCCCUGGUUUCAGUCUUCCUGGUGAUCCUUCAUGUGUCUGAUUCUCAAGUCAAAAUAAAAUAAAAACGAAACAUCCGAG